Marasmius oreades (fairy-ring Marasmius) is the source of this 1123-nucleotide messenger RNA. RefSeq lists its product as uncharacterized. The transcript is spliced from 10 exons. The record is from RefSeq and is a predicted model, not a curated record. Bases 78 to 959 code for a protein of 293 amino acids. Lineage: Eukaryota; Fungi; Basidiomycota; Agaricomycetes; Agaricales; Marasmiaceae.
AACCAGUCUUGCUCGCGGGGCUGCUGCGGACUUGGCUUUUAGUCCUUUUCCCACCACUUCCACCAUCAACGACGAGAAUGCCUGCUCUGAAUGACACUUCAACGACUUUAAACCUAUUUCUCGCCGCACGCGAUUUCCAAGAACGGGUCACUCCCAAUCCGACUCAGCGUACGACUCUGAUUGUUGCUGGUUGUUACAUCGUUGUGAUUGCCAUACUAUGGCAUGUGCCAAUUCUAAGCUGGAUCAUCUAUCCCUUCAAGUUAUUGACAGUCGGGUUUCAUGAAAUGAGCCAUGCUUUUGCGGGUGUUUUGACCUGUGCUCGCAUCCAUGCCAUAGAACUGGAUCCCGACGAAGGUGGUGUAACAAAAAUGUCCGGUGGAAUAUCUUGGAUCACUCUCCCAGCUGGUUACAUCGGUUCUUGUUUCAUCGGUGCAUGUCUUAUCGCUUGUGGAUUCAACACGAACGCCAGCAAAAUAGCCAGCAUAGUCCUUGCUGUGUUUUUCCUCUUCACUCUAUGGUGGGCUAGGAAGGAUUGGCUAACUUGGGUGCUUAUUCUGGGAAUGGCUGGUCUUAUUGUCUUGUUCUGGUUCGUAGCAGGGGGGGUUGCGCUGAGAUAUCUUGUUCUAUUUAUUGGGGUAAUGUCGUGCAUGUACGCAUUGUGGGAUAUUGUAGAUGAUACCAUUGCUCGGAAAGUAAACACCUCAGACGCCUCUGCCUUCGCCAAGAUCUGCGGAUGUUUCCCUUCUCAAGUUUGGGGUGUAAUUUGGCUCUUGAUAGCAUUCGUAUUCUUCGGUUUGGGUGUCAUUGUAGGUUUAGUCGCUUUCAAGGAAACGUCGGAGGAACAGAAAGAGGAUGCAUCCAAAUUUUUGCCUGUACCAGGAAGUUCAGGAGCAUUUUCAACGACUCCGAACAGUAUGGUGGGAUUGGCGAUGAUCUUCUCUGGAUGGUUAUUAAUGUAAAUGUCGGACACGAUCUAUUUGUGGCGUGGACUUUAUGGACAUUUGUAUGUGCAGGCGUAAGUACUUGAUCAUGAGUAGAACGAGCUUUGCUUUGGCCCUACUUAAUCAUUAGUAAGCGGCCGGGCCGCCCAGCACACAUUUGCGCGAAUAAGAAUGAAACUCGA